Messenger RNA from Necator americanus (New World hookworm), 711 nucleotides. RefSeq lists its product as uncharacterized. The record is from RefSeq and is a predicted model, not a curated record. The transcript has a single exon. Lineage: Eukaryota; Metazoa; Nematoda; Chromadorea; Rhabditida; Ancylostomatidae. The coding region runs from base 1 to 711 and encodes 236 amino acids.
AUGAAUGCAGAAGAAAAUUCCGCCAAAGUGUGUCUAUUCAUGUUGGAGUACGGACCAGGAAGAAGCUUAGCGAUGCGGAUUCCUUCACAAAGUGCAUCCAGGACGCUGCAAGGGAAACGCUCCCGGUUCUAUUGCCGCGGAAGAAGUUUGCCUUUGCAUCUGCGGAAACAAAAUCCACAUACAAUUUUGUAUGUGUCGCGCGCAGCGCUGGUGACUUCAACCAGGAAAUGCGUCUUAGAAGGAAGCUGCGUCGUCAACUGCAACAAGACCGCGAUAACGAGUGGACGUCAAGAGCGAUGGGAGUUUGAGAAGGCGUGGGAGGACAAGAACCAGCGGAAAGCCUAUGCUCUACUAAAACAGUAUAGCGGCAAAAUGAAAAGAUGUUCCCCUGUCCUCAACACUGCCAAUGGGGUAGCUGUCGGUGAAGCAACCCUUCCAAUUUGGAAGGAACACUUCAAGACCUUGCUGAACUGGCUAGCACCGUCAGCUCCUGAACUCGAACACGUUCAUAGACCGACAUAUGCGGUUAAUGAGGAGCCACCGACCGAGUCGGAGGUCCUGGUCUGUAUUCAGAAAAUGAAGAAUGGAAAAUCUGGUGGAGAGGACGGGAUUAGCGCAGAAAUGCUAAAAUAUCUUCCUGCGUCUGGGAUUCGUGAGAUGACAAAGUCCAUCCGUUCAAUAUGGAUAAACGAAAGGAUACCUGAUUCGUGA